Ochotona curzoniae (black-lipped pika) is the source of this 489-nucleotide messenger RNA. RefSeq names its product ubiquitin D (gene UBD). The record is from RefSeq and is a predicted model, not a curated record. The transcript has a single exon. Gene Ontology annotation, cellular component: nucleus. Gene Ontology annotation, molecular function: proteasome binding; protein binding. NCBI's taxonomy places the organism in Eukaryota, Metazoa, Chordata, Mammalia, Lagomorpha, Ochotonidae. Bases 1 to 489 code for a protein of 162 amino acids. Gene Ontology annotation, biological process: positive regulation of canonical NF-kappaB signal transduction; protein ubiquitination; ubiquitin-dependent protein catabolic process.
AUGGCUUUCAUUGCCCAGGUGAGCGUCAAUUAUAACCAAGAAUUAAUGACUUUUGAGGCCAAGAAAUAUGACAGAGUGAGGAAGAUCAACGAGCAUGUCCGUGCUAAGACCAAAGUUUGUGUGCCGGACCAAGUUCUUCUUCUGGGCUCCAAGACUCUAGAGCCCCAGAGGAGGCUGUCAUCUUACGGCAUCGACAAGGAGACCACCAUCCACCUGACCCUGAGAGUGGUGAAGCCCAGUGACGAUGAAGAGCUUCCCUUGGCCCUGGUGGAUUCACGAGAUCAGGGGCAGAAGUACCAGCUGCAGGUGCGAAGGUCCAACUCUGUGGUCCAGGUGAAGGAAAUGAUCAAGAACCUGACUGGGGUGACUCCUGAGUCCCAGAAUGUGACUUGCAAUGGAAAGAAGCUGGAAGCUGGGAAGACCAUGGCAGAUUAUCAAAUUAAAAAGGGCUCUGUAUUCUUUAUGACAACUUCUUGCAUUGGAGGGUGA